AUAUCAGCUAGAGAACUUUCUCUUGAGUAGUUCACUAACAGCUUCCAAAUAAAAACAGAGUGCAAAGCACUGAGGAUAUUGGCAACUGAUAAGAACUGAAGAAUUUCCAGAAUGAGUCAAGCUGAGGAAAGCAGUAUCCACUCGACGUGGAAUAUUGUGAGGUCAGUAGUCUGCAUAAUACUGAGCUUGUCAUUUAUUAUUGGGACCCCUGGAAAUUGCAUUGUCAUCUGGACUGUUUGUACAAAAAUGAAGCAAGUAUCUCCUUCCGUCCUGCUGAUCUUGAACCUGGCCAUUGCAGAUGUCCUUGUACUGAUUACUUUACCAAUUUGGAUUUACUCCUUUGCUGACUCAUGGAUUUUUGGAGUCAUCUUCUGCAAAAUACUGGUUUUCAUUAUUUACUGCAGCAUGUAUGCUAGUAUAUUUCUAAUUACAGCACUGAGCUUGGAGCGGUUACUGGCUGUGUACUACCCUUUCACAAUUCAAAGAUACAAAACAAAAGAGAAGAUUUGUUUAAUCAUGUUCCUCAUUUGGUUCCUGUCUAUUGCUUUCGGCAUUUCUGUCAUUCCAUUUCAAGAGACAGAAGCAGCAAAUGGUGGACUACUAUGCACAUGUCGCAACUACUCUUCUAGCAGACAAAAAGUGUCAUAUCUUUUGCUGGAGACUCUUGCAGGUUUUGUAAUCCCUUUUUUAAUUAUUUGCACUUGUUAUACAUGUGUUGCAAGAAGAAUAAGCAGAAUGACUUACCAAUCUAAGCAGCGAUCAGAACGGCUCAUUGCCAGCAUUGUGGUGGCGUUCAUUUUGUGCUGGUUCCCUCAUCAUCUCUUUAACGUCUUAGAUAUUAUUUCAAUUCAGAUAGAACUCUCUAACGAGGAAAUGUCUUUGGCACUGGAUGAAAUUGUGGGCAGAGGAGUGUACAUCUCUGGAGCACUUGUAUUCAUCAGUAGCUGUAUUAACCCUCUACUUUAUGCUUUUGCUGCACGAAGAUUUCAGAAUCACCUGAGAUUUGCCAAGAUAUCGAAGCUGUUUGAACAGAUGAGUCAAACAGAGGAAGACAAGAAAAAAAGUUUGGUUGUAACCAAACGGGAAGAGACUUUAGUAAGCACAGAAAAUCUCUAACAAGGAACAUAGACUUGGUGAAUAAUCUGAUUCUGUGUCAUUCCUUCAGUAGUCCUUUCUCCUCAUGCUCUCAGUUUCAUUUACUAAGCAGACCAGGUAAAACUAGAAGUUACUGGGCUUUGGUUUGUGUGUUAUGAAAGAAUUGGCAUUGGCAACCUAGUUCAGUUCCUAAGUUAGUACCCACAUCACGAAAUUUUCACUGGUGCUGAGAACUUCAGCAAGAUGGCUAUAAGCUCAAAGUGUAAGGAAUACAGCAUUUUUACUUUCCAUUAAAAUUAUUUGUGAUUUCUAGAAAGUCUGUGUGCAGAAAAAAAAAAAAAAAGGACUCUAUCUGGAAAACAAAAGCUUUGAAAGUUUAAAACUAAGUUUUCCCUCAGAAAAAAAGUUAGAUGCUCAGAAAUCCUUAUAUAAUCUAAAGUUUUAAGAGAGCACACCUAAAUUCUUGAUAUGGUUAAAAAUGGUUUUAAAGUAUAUUAAUGACUCAUAGAGCUCUUUUGGGUAGAUGGAAAAUAUAAAGCUUUUCUUAUUUAUUGCUUUAUUUAGGUUUGAAAGUAAUAAGGGCUGGUUACACAGUCGAGCUCAUUUACUGAAUUAUCUUGUGUUAAUAGGUUUUAAAAAGUAAAAUGUGAAGUGUGACAUGCCUCUUCAGGAAAAAACAGGAGGUACAAGAAUUCUGUGUUGCAUGGCAAACAUAGUUACAGACUUCAUGCUAUAUUUGAUGUCAAAUACAUUGCAUACUUCAGUGGCAAUUAAACUAUUGAUAUAUUAAAUAUGCAUACUGUGAGUAUCCUCAAAAAGUUUGAUUCAGUUAAGCUUCCAAGAUGUCUAUUAAAUUAUUGAGGAAUUGGAUCAAGCUCUGGUGGGAGGGAAGGAGGGAUCCUCAAUACUAUUUUUAUGUGUAAGAAAAUUAUGGUAGUGGUACAAAUAAAAGCAUUAUUUUUUUCUUCUCUUGUAGAAUAGACUAUACUUUGCCAUAAGAGACCAAUAAAUUUAGCAGUUGCAGGGACCUUAUUUUAGUUUUGUGAAUGUGCGCAAACUCACUGUGGAAAAACUGCGUGGCAUCAAGUGUUUGCUUUUGAAGGUUUUUUCUUUUUACUUCAGUUGUGCCUAAGAUUUUUUAUGCUUACUCUUGCUUAUUUUGAAGUCAAUGAUUUGUAAUAAUAUGUUGUUCUGGAGAGCUGCCAAAUGGCUACGUUAGUCAUCUUUACAAAGAAAUUACAAAUACUAACUAUAACUUAAUUUUCAAAAUCUGAUUAUGUAACAAGCAAAAAUAUUUGAGUUGUAUUAAUUUAGCUUGUAAACUGAAAUA
Molecule: messenger RNA, 2425 nt
Organism: Chroicocephalus ridibundus (black-headed gull)
Lineage: Eukaryota; Metazoa; Chordata; Aves; Charadriiformes; Laridae
Product: leukotriene B4 receptor 1-like
Exons: 1
Coding region: 112-1116 (334 amino acids)
Biological process (GO): positive regulation of cytosolic calcium ion concentration; complement receptor mediated signaling pathway; inflammatory response
Cellular component (GO): plasma membrane
Molecular function (GO): G protein-coupled receptor activity; complement component C5a receptor activity
Source: RefSeq, a predicted model, not a curated record